This is a messenger RNA of Zophobas morio, 659 nucleotides long. RefSeq names its product peptidyl-prolyl cis-trans isomerase Fkbp12-like. The transcript has 4 exons. NCBI's taxonomy places the organism in Eukaryota, Metazoa, Arthropoda, Insecta, Coleoptera, Tenebrionidae. Gene Ontology annotation, biological process: protein peptidyl-prolyl isomerization. Gene Ontology annotation, cellular component: sarcoplasmic reticulum membrane; cytoplasm. Gene Ontology annotation, molecular function: peptidyl-prolyl cis-trans isomerase activity. The record is from RefSeq and is a predicted model, not a curated record. Bases 128 to 454 code for a protein of 108 amino acids.
GUGCGCUGUAACCUGAUUACGUCACAGGUUAACCGACGCCAUUUGUUUUCAAUCUCUCACGUAAAGGCGUUUCUUUGCAUUUAAUUUUGUAAAUAGUUGUAAUUUAAGCAUUUAAUUGGUGUCAGUCAUGGGAGUCCAGGUCGAAACACUCUCACCCGGCGAUGGUCAGACCUUUCCCAAAACAGGUCAAACCGUCGUCGUUCAUUAUACGGGUACUCUACAAAAUGGAACGAAGUUUGACUCGUCUCGAGACAGAGGCGUGCCCUUUAAAUUCCGCAUCGGAAAGGGGGAAGUUAUUAAAGGCUGGGAUGAAGGCGUAGCACAAUUAAGUGUUGGCCAAAGGGCGAAGUUGACGUGUUCUCCAGACUACGCCUAUGGGUCACGUGGUCAUCCCGGAAUCAUCCCGCCAAAUUCUACAUUAAUCUUUGAUGUAGAACUCCUAAAGGUUGAAUAAAAAUCUCAUUGCAAUGCAGUCAGAUAGUCAAAAUUCAGAAGUAAAAGUUAAAGUUACAAUUUUUUUUUCUACUUAAUAACGUCUUGAGUAUCAGUUAGAUUAACAUCUCACUUCAUGCUACAACAUAGGAGCUGCUUGCUAAAUUUCUUUUUUGAAAUGUAUGUGUUGUGGUGUCCCAAUAAAAAAAGUUCAUGUCAGGAUACAA